AACCUGGAACGUGUUUGUUGCCACCAAGCCCUGACUCCCAGUCAGGGAGCAAUGAUUUGCAGUCUUCCUCCCAUCGCAAGAGAAUCAGGGCGGCUUGCACACACCCAUGUGAGAAGCCAUCGCCUUACGUACCAUUAGCUAGCUAGCUAGCCAGCUCCUAGUUUUACUGGAUGAAACAACUGUUCAGAUAACGUGAAGAGAAAUGGCAGGGACUCAGUUGAGCAUCCGCCGAUGGACGACGAAGCACGUGGCCAAGUGGCUGAAGGAGGAGGGCUUCUGCGACUACGUCGACCUGCUGUGUAACAAGCACAGGCUGGACGGCACCAGCCUGCUGACCCUGACCGAGUACGACCUCCGCUCCCCUCCGCUAGAGCUGAAGGUCCUGGGGGACAUCAAGCGGCUGAUGGUGUCCCUGCGCAAGCUGCAGAAGCAGAACAGCGACGUCCUGGAGGAGCUGGGCUUCAGCUGCGACGCGCACACCCCGCCGGGCGGGGACUGGCUCUGCAACGGCGACCCGGCGCGCGACUGCGACAGCGCCAUCGCCGGCCUGAGCGGGGAGCAGUUCCACCAGUACACCAACGGCAAGUGCAAGCAGCACGCGCGCCGGCUCGACCCCGAGUACUGGAAGACGGUGGUCAGCUCCGUCUACGUGGUGUUCGUGUUCGGCUUCACCUCCUUCGUCAUGGUGAUCGUGCACGAGCGCGUCCCCGACAUGCGCACCUACCCGCCCCUGCCCGACAUAUUCUUAGACAGUGUCCCCAGAAUACCGUGGGCUUUCGCCAUGGCUGAGGCCUGCGGCGUGAUCCUCUGCAAUAUUUGGCUGCUGGUCCUGCUGCUCCACAAGCAUAGGUCGAUUCUCCUGCGCCGGCUGUGCAGUCUCAUGGGCACGGUCUUCAUGCUGCGCUGCGUCACCAUGUUUGUCACCUCUCUUUCUGUGCCAGGACAGCACUUGCAGUGCUCGGGAAAGAUAUACGGUGACAUGUGGGCCAAGCUGCAGCGAGCCGUGGCCAUUUGGAGCGGCUUUGGGAUGACCCUGACAGGAGUCCACACCUGCGGCGACUACAUGUUCAGUGGUCACACUGUCGUCCUCACCAUGCUCAACUUCUUCGUGACAGAGUACACACCAAGGACCUGGAACUUCAUACAUACACUGUCCUGGGUUUUGAACUUGUUCGGCAUCUUCUUCAUUCUGGCUGCCCAUGAACACUACUCGAUCGAUGUCUUCAUCGCGUUCUACAUCACUACAAGACUCUUUCUGUACUACCACACGCUGGCAAACACCAGAGCCUACCAGCAGAGCCGGAGAGCGCGCAUCUGGUUCCCGAUGUUCUCCUUCUUCGAGUGCAACGUCAAUGGGCCCGUGCCCAAUGAGUACUGCUGGCCCUUCUCCAAACCCGCCAUCAUGAGGAGGCUGAUUGGGUAGCGUGUGCGCCCUCUGUCUGCCAUUCUUUGCAGCCAUGGAUCGUCGUGCCUGCGCUGUUUGGCUGCCACCCCUGUGUAAAAGUUGCAAGGUUCCGUGGGUUAACCUGGUUUUGCGAAUGUUGUGGUACUCACAAUAUGAACAAGCUACUGAAUUGAACAUUGUCACCCGAACAAUGCGAGAGACUGGCAGGAAUUUCGUCUCCCAGUUUUAUUAGUGGCAAAGCGGUUGGAGUGCUCCCUCUGUUAGCCUGUGUAAAGGGAUUAAACAUGGAUGUCGACUGCGUACAAUAUCACGACAUUCUGUUUGAAACGUACUUUUGUCCUUGGGAAAAGAAAAAAACGUGGAAGAAGAGAGUUACUGCAACAGUAUAGGAUUUGGGAAAAAAAAAAAAAAAGUUCCCCCAGUUGAAACCAAGGUCUCUUAAGCCAUGAGGUGACCUCACUCAAUGAAGGCCUGAAAAUGGAGAGAUUGAAUAUCUUGGAGUAUAAAACAUGGUGUGUUUAUAUGGAGAAGCCUUAAAGGUAAAUUCUUAGGUGUCAUGUUUCCCAAAAUGUCUGCGGCUCGUUUCAUUUCCUGAAGAAUGAUGACUGGAUCUUAUACUGUAAAUGCUCCAGAUACAUGUUUAUUUACCUGGACAUGGCAACAGAAAAACAACCAAUGUUGUAGUACUUUGCAUACCUGUGCCAGGGUUAACCAAUCACAGGUCUGUACCUUGCUAUAAAAAGGUGUUCAUUCUUUCCUUCAUUAAUUAGUGUGUUCAGUUCUACAAAACAUUAUAAAAUGUAAUAUAGACGCUGUUUACAGCGCACAGGUUUCCACCUUUCCCAAGAUGCACCUUAUGGUAUGUGGUAUGUAUAACGAGAAAAAGAGUUUUCCCCAUAGUCAUGCUAAUAUAAUUUUUGGUGCAGACAUAUAGGCUAGUUAAUGUCAAACACUAUAAUGAUCAUUGAUUGCAUUGUAUUAUUUCUCAUCUCUUUCUUGCAUGGGGCAAAAGGUGUGGGAAGCAGGCUUGCUACUUGACUGAAAUGAGUUAAACUCACGUAAAGCAAAAAAGCUGUAGCAUUCCUUUACAUUCUGCUAGUGUUGCUAUGGCAGUGCUAGACCAAUGUUGACAUGUGUACAAAGUAAGCAUCCCUUAUUCAUGGUGAAGCUUUUUUAAAUUUUGUAUUUCUAUUGGUCUGUUAGAAUUCUGUCAUAUAGUUUAGAUGAGGCAUUUUUAAAAAAUAAGCAAAAGCAGACUAAUAACUGGAAGGCAGGUGUUACUUUUCUCCAAUGACGCCAAACUACAUAAGGAAAGUAAAAAAAGAAAC
Molecule: messenger RNA, 2733 nt
Organism: Megalops cyprinoides (Indo-Pacific tarpon)
Lineage: Eukaryota; Metazoa; Chordata; Actinopteri; Elopiformes; Megalopidae
Product: sphingomyelin synthase-related protein 1-like
Exons: 6
Coding region: 203-1423 (406 amino acids)
Biological process (GO): ceramide biosynthetic process
Cellular component (GO): Golgi membrane; endoplasmic reticulum membrane
Molecular function (GO): sphingomyelin synthase activity; protein binding; ceramide cholinephosphotransferase activity
Source: RefSeq, a predicted model, not a curated record